Messenger RNA from Ogataea philodendri, 1404 nucleotides. RefSeq lists its product as uncharacterized. Lineage: Eukaryota; Fungi; Ascomycota; Pichiomycetes; Pichiales; Pichiaceae. The record is from RefSeq and is a predicted model, not a curated record. The transcript has 4 exons. The coding region runs from base 1 to 1404 and encodes 467 amino acids.
AUGGCCUUCAGAUCUUCCUCGGUGGGGGAUCUUAUCUCCUCCAACGAGUCGGGUCACCAAGAACGCUCUUCUGGUGAGUCCGUUGUGGGGGGAAGUUGUUUGUGCAAGGAUGUUCAUGAUUCCGUAGCUGGCCCCGUUGGUCAUGUUGAUGCAGCGGGGGUCACUGGGCACUUUGAGCCCGAACUGGCGGGUGUUCCAAUCGGCAAUGGCCGUACGGACCUCGAGAUUGCCCAGAUCACAGCCGUACUGCAGUGGGUGCCUGUUGAGCACGUCAUCGUAGUGGUUUUCGUCCAGAAUCACCCGCUCAUAAACGGUAUGGGUGGCAUCGAGCACCUGCUUGGCGGGGAGCAGCUCCGCAGAUGGGUGGCCGCGGAAGAAGUUGUAGAAGAACGCGAAGUACAUGGAGAUCAGCCGGCCUUUGGCGUUGGAGAACGGAAGCGUGUACAGCAAGAUGGUUGCAACCAGGGCCGGAAUCAGGUUUCCGAUCAUGACCAGACCUCUGGCCUUGGAGUUGGGCCAUUUUCUCUCGAUGAAGUAGAUCAUGAACGUGGUCAUCCAAGAAGAAGCCGUCUGCAUCACUCCGUUGACGGUUCCGAGCAAAGCAGAGUAUCUGGACGACCAACCCAGUCCUUUCACGAUAAGCGGCGAGAAGUUGGUAAGACCACCGUUAGGAAUGGAAAUAAAGAUCUGGAACCAGAACAUGGCCCACACCUUUGGGUCCAGCAACGCUUCUCUGAACUGGCUCCAUUUCCAGUGCUCCGACUUGAUACCUGUUUGGUUCUUUUUCACCUGAUGGAUAAUGAUGGCCUUUUCCUUCUCAGAAAGCCAGAAACAGUUGACUGGACUGCUUGGAAGCAGGAAAUAGAUAAUUAUUCCCCAAGCGAUGGACAUUCCGCCGGUAAUCCAGUAGAAAGACCGCCAUGGCUGGAACCAGUGCUCCUUGUAGCCUCCAACAGCAUACCCAAUAGGACCCGUGAAGAUCGUGGAGAGUCCCGUCUGUACUCGUCACCUUUUAGGUGGAGGUCAGUUUUAAGACCGUACAACGCAGCCGUCGAGGAAGUGACCUUAUCCAUAGCAGCAAUUGAAACAUUUAGCCACAAGAAUGGCACCAGGUUUAAGUCGACCUUAAGUUUGGCCCAUUUGAGCUCCUUCUUGGUGUACCCGUCCUUAAUCAGAUGGAUGUAUUUGGCUCCAAUAUCGUCCGUGUCCUCGUCGAUAAGUUCGACUUUUGUCUCCUCGAAUGAAGCCAUGCUUGCCUCUCUGAGACUCACUGUCUCGUUCUUCUUUUCGGUCAUUGGUUUCGUUGUCAACCCGACACCAGCGCGGUCUUAUAUUUUCGGUUGUUAUCUUGCACGGGAAGUUAUCGCACCUGUGGUAUCGGGAUCUCGAGGAUUAUCGCGAUAA